Molecule: messenger RNA, 741 nt
Organism: Eimeria mitis
Lineage: Eukaryota; Apicomplexa; Conoidasida; Eucoccidiorida; Eimeriidae
Product: zinc finger DHHC domain-containing protein, putative
Exons: 4
Coding region: 1-741 (246 amino acids)
Source: RefSeq, a predicted model, not a curated record
AUGGACAGAGAGGGGGAUCACCAGCCGCUGCUAACGAGCUCUGCCUCAGGGCAGACGGAAGCAGCAGCAGCAGCAGCAGCAGCAGCAGCAGGAGAUGGUGUUGGUGACGAGUCUAGAGAAAGCAGAACAGAAGAAAAGACUCAAUCCAAAGCAGGAGGAAGAGCAGCCGGGGAAGCAACAGCUCCUCUGCGUUAUGCUGCCCCUCUUGGGGGUGUGAGAGGAGCGUUGCUGCGUUCGUUGCCAGUGGUGUUUGUUUUGUCUCUGUUGUCUGUUGUAGUUGGGGUGUAUGUGUCGUUUCACAUAGCCCCGCUGCUGCAGCAGUAUGCAGCAGACAGAGCAGCAUUCAACAGAGGUAUUUGGGAGUUUGUUGUUUUUGUUUUUCUUCUCUUUCUCUUCAUGCUGAGCUUCGCUUUGAGCGUAUUCGCGGAUUUCUUUGAGUUGUUUUCGUUGAUGCUGGGCUCUUCGUUAGAUAUUCUUCUUUUUGCUGUUAUUUUUCUUUUUGGUUUGUUUCACCUUUAUCUCCUCGCCAAAGGAAUGACAACCAUCGAGUUCUGCGAAAAGAGAUUCAAACGCACCCACGACCAGCCCCCAGCUGAUAUGUGGAAUUUGGGGUUCUGGAGAAAUUUCAAUGAAGUCUUCGGAUAUAAUCCUCUCCUUUGGUUCCUGCCUAUUGAUAACCGUCGCGGGGAUGGCCAGCAUUUCCUUCUAUCUGUGCCCGCCCCAGGCAGGGGCAGGGAGUAG